Molecule: messenger RNA, 1008 nt
Organism: Dentiscutata heterogama
Lineage: Eukaryota; Fungi; Glomeromycota; Glomeromycetes; Diversisporales; Gigasporaceae
Source: the annotation of a GenBank genome assembly
AUGAGAAAAGCACAGUCACAUAAGAAAAAAUUAGCUGAAAAUGUGGCUGACAUUCAAGAAAAACUAGAGAUAUUAAAAGCAAAAAAAAACUACAUUAAUGAUAUGUUAAAUGAAGCCUAUAGAAAAAAACCAAAUUUGGACUCAUUAACGAAACUAAAUUAUAUGGGCCUAAUAUCAUUUCUAGAGGAAGAAGUCAAUAAGAUAAAAAAUUGUGAACUGCAAAAGAACUUAAUAUCAUUGAUUCAAGCAAAUGAACAAUUGCUAGCUGAAAUUUUCAAGUUAAAGAGUCAAAUAUGCUUAAUAUCAAGUGUUAAAAAUAAAUCACAAAAUAAAAAAAUUGAAGAAAGUUUAAAACUAGGCAAAGAAAAAAAUAAAGAUCGAAUAGGAAAAAUAAUAAUCCACACUAAGAACCUGAAAAAAUUUAUCUCAAAAAAUUUUAUAGAGUUGGAAACCUACAUUGGGAACCAGAUUAAAGAUAAAACAAUAGAAUCAUUGGUGACUGAGGAAAUCAACCAAAAAAUGAAAGAGAUACAAGCUAAUUGGAAAAAAAAAGAAACUCACAUGAAAAAUAAUAACGAAAAUUCAAGAUUAAUGAGAGUGUCAUCAAUUGAAAAUGACAAAUGUAUUAAAAAUGAAGCUGUAUAUGUAGAGGAUUUAAAAAAAGUAGAAACAGAAGUAGAUUCCCUUACUUCUAAUCUAAAACAAGUUUUUAAAGUCGCAGCAAAAUCUUGCAAUAUAGAAAAAAUGAAAUAUAAGACCGAAAAGACAAACCUAGAUACGCAAAUUAAAAAUUUGAAAAAAAAUGAUGAUUAUAAAAAGUUAGAAAAUAUAUUAAGUGAUUUAAUAAGUGAAAAUAACAAAUUCGCAAAAAUAAAAUCUGAAAAAUAUAAAAUAAUAAAUCGUUGUGAAUUAAAUAUUUGUAGUUUUGAAUUUCUAAUUGAUCUGAAAAAAAAAAUAAAAAUUAAAGAAGAUCUAACUGAAUUAGAAAAGAUAAUUAAAGAACCCUAA